AUGAAGAUGCUUAUCGGCUGCUCUGCUUCCUUCCUCCUCCUCCUGCUGCUCAGCUGUCUGACUGAACCUGCGGAGAGUCGAACUCUGCAUCUGGACAGCUGCUCUGUCAGUGUUCACACACACGAGCUGCGCAAAUACUACGCACACAUACGAUCAAAUGCGAUUUCAGAAGACAACGAGAUCGGAAUGAAACUUCUGGAUAGAUCACUGAUGAAAAAUGUUCAAGACGGUCAGACAUGCUGUUUCCUGCGUCUUGUGUUGCGUUUCUAUGUUGAGAGAGUGUUCAGCAACUAUGCCUCAUCCGAGCCACAACAACAACGCUGCUCCAGCGCUCUGGCCAAUGCUUUCGUGAGCAUCAGAAGAGACAUCCAUAAAUGUCAUUGCCAAUGUGGAGAAGAAACCCAGAGAACAAUUGAUUCAGUGCAUGCUGAGUUUAUCAAGCUACAAGCAAACAGGGCAGCACAGAAGGCAAUGGGUGAACUGGACACUGUGCUGGAGUGGCUGGAAGCACUGGGACCCAAAACUUAA
Molecule: messenger RNA, 528 nt
Organism: Neolamprologus brichardi
Lineage: Eukaryota; Metazoa; Chordata; Actinopteri; Cichliformes; Cichlidae
Gene: il20
Product: interleukin 20
Source: RefSeq, a predicted model, not a curated record